Molecule: messenger RNA, 867 nt
Organism: Thermothielavioides terrestris NRRL 8126
Lineage: Eukaryota; Fungi; Ascomycota; Sordariomycetes; Sordariales; Chaetomiaceae
Exons: 1
Coding region: 92-565 (157 amino acids)
Source: RefSeq, a predicted model, not a curated record
GUCCGCUCUCGCAACCCAAAGAUAUCACAUCCCAAAAGACAUAAUAAUCAAUAACCUCUCUAGCCAAACACAUAGAAAUCCGUCAGCCACCAUGCUCACCCACCUCCGCCUCUUCGCCCUCGCCACGGCAGCGCUGGCCCCGCUGGCCUCCGCCGUCGGCAACGCGCGGGUGGUCAACAACUGCGACGCGGCCGUCUACCUCUGGUCCGUGGGCGCGGCGGUGUCCGGGCCGUACGAGCUGGCCGCGGGCGGCGGCUCCUACGCGGAGCCGUUCACCAAGGACCCGACGACGGGCGGGCGCGCGCUCAAGGUGACGCACUCGAACGACGGCCUGUACACGGGCGAGCCGCAGACCAUCUUCGCCUACAACCUCGACGGCGCCAGCGUGUGGUACGACCUGAGCGACGUCUUCGGCGACGGCUUUGCCGGCCACAAGCUCGUCGAGGCCAGCGCCGAGCCCUCCUGCCCGUCCAUCAUCUGGCCCACCGGCGUGCCGCCCGCUGGUAGCCAGGUCAAGGUGUGCACGGCCGACAAGGAUGUUGUAUUGACCCUGUGCGCGUCGUAAUUAAACUUUGGGUGGUUGUAAACCGGCGUUGGUGGGUAGGGAAGAGAAGGAGGGAAGAACUGCGCGGGGGUUAUGAAGUUGGGCGUUUGGAGACGGGCAGUGUAAGGAGCUGUUGGACUGCAUUGGAGGAGUCGGCUGGUGUACAUACGUGAGAUGAUUGGCUCUGGGCAAUGCACUUCUGUCCACACAAUUCUUCAGGUUGGGCUGAUCCAGUUCGCUAGUUGUUGCGGAAUGGUCAAAUCAUGGCUACGUGUGUACCUGGCGGUGUCCUGCUCAUGGGUGGUCAUGAUCGUAACUUCCGG